AUCUCGCGAUAAGUGAGCGCGCCUGGCCGGACGAGAGAAAAGUAUCUGCUCCGCUUAGGGGGGAAAGAAGGAGCUGGAGACAGAUUGUGGGACCGAGCGCGGGCGGGCGGGAGGCGACGGAGCUACCAGCGGCUCCGCUCUGCUAUAUGAAAUAUGGGAGACGACAGACCGUUUGUGUGCAAUGCCCCGGGCUGUGGACAGAGAUUUACAAACGAGGACCACCUGGCAGUUCAUAAACACAAGCAUGAGAUGACACUGAAAUUUGGCCCAGCCCGAACUGACUCAGUCAUCAUUGCAGAUCAAACUCCUACUCCGACUAGAUUCCUGAAGAACUGUGAAGAGGUGGGGCUCUUCAAUGAACUAGCUAGCUCCUUUGAACAUGAAUUCAAGAAAGCUGCAGAUGAGGAUGAAAAAAAGGCUGCUUCUGGGCCCCUUGACAUGUCUCUGCCUUCUACACCAGACAUCAAAAUCAAAGAAGAAGAGCCAGUGGAGGUAGACUCAUCCCCACCUGACAGUCCUGCCUCUAGCCCCUGCUCCCCACCACUCAAGGAGAAGGAUGUUGCCCCAAAGCCUGUUGUGAUCUCUACGCCCACACCUACCAUCGUACGCCCUGGCUCCCUGCCUCUCCACUUGGGCUAUGAUCCACUUCACCCAACCCUUCCUUCCCCAACCUCCGUCAUCACACAGGCUCCACCAUCCAACAGGCAACUGGGGUCUCCCACUGGCUCCCUCCCUCUCGUCAUGCAUCUUGCUAAUGGACAGACCAUGCCUGUGCUGCCAGGGCCUCCGGUACAGAUGCCUUCUGUUAUAUCGCUGGCCAGACCCGUGUCUAUGGUGCCCAACAUUCCUGGUAUCCCUGGCCCACCAGUUAACAGCAGUGGUUCCAUUUCUCCCUCUGGCCACCCUAUGCCAUCAGAAGCCAAGAUGAGACUAAAAGCUACCCUAACCCACCAAGUCUCCUCAAUCAAUGGUGGCUGUGGAAUGGUGGUGGGGACUGCCAGCACCAUGGUGACAGCCCGUCCAGAGCAAAGCCAGAUCCUCAUCCAGCACCCUGACGCCCCAUCCCCUGCCCAGCCACAGGUUUCACCAGCCCAACCCACUCCUAGUACCGGAGGGCGACGUCGGCGCACGGUGGAUGAAGAUCCAGAUGAGCGGCGGCAGCGCUUUCUGGAGCGCAACCGGGCCGCAGCCUCGCGCUGCCGUCAAAAGCGGAAGCUGUGGGUGUCCUCCCUAGAGAAGAAGGCUGAGGAACUCACGUCUCAGAACAUUCAGCUGAGUAAUGAAGUCACAUUACUACGCAAUGAGGUGGCUCAGUUGAAACAGCUGCUGUUAGCUCAUAAAGACUGCCCAGUCACAGCACUACAGAAAAAGACCCAAGGCUAUUUAGAAAGCCCCAAGGAAAGCUCAGAGCCAACGGGUUCUCCAGCCCCUGUGAUUCAGCACAGCUCAGCAACAGCCCCGAGCAAUGGCCUCAGCGUUCGCUCUGCAGCUGAAGCUGUGGCCACCUCAGUCCUCACUCAGAUGGCCAGCCAAAGGACAGAACUGAGUAUGCCCAUACAGUCGCAUGUGAUCAUGACCCCACAGUCUCAGUCUGCGGGCAGAUGAUGCCUCCCCUGGUGGAGAGGUCCCCAGCCAGAGCUCGCCCGCCCGAGAGCCAAGAGAGAUGUCAUCUUAUCCUCUCCCAUCUGCCUUGGACAUGGCAAUAUGGGGGGGAAAUUGUGUGUUGUGAGUAAUGGUCAGAUGUGGGGCUUUUCUCACAUGGUCAUUUACGUUGACACCUGUACUAGGAGCCUCCCAGCCCCAGAGCCACACAGAUCAUACCCCAAGGGGGAAGUUUCUGAUGUACCCACAGCCAAAGGCCUUUCCCGAUGGUCCGAACAAUCAUCCCUGCCCAUGCACGUGUACCUGUCUCUUUUAACACUAACCCUUGUACUUCUAGGUUUCGGUUUCUCAGUUCCCUCUCUUUCCACCAAGCCAUGGCUAUUACCUUCUUGAUUCUUAGCAGCAUGCCACUUCUUGCUAGGUAGAGGGAAGCUAGAGUUGAUGGCAUAUCAACGGCUGACCCAUCCCUAGCCACCCCAUGGACUCAGGACUUUGUCUCCCAGUAGCUGCUUAUUUAUCCCUUCUUCCCCCUCCGUAAAUUCUAGUUAAAACAUUCACUUACGGAGAAUGUCAGGUUACCUUUGAUGUAUGAAGUAGCAGUAUUUCCCAGCUCUUCCAUAAACUUUAGUCCUUCUCCCUACUUGCCACCAAAACAAAAACAGAGAAAUGAAACCUCAAACGGUCUAGUCCUUUCUCGUUUAUUUCCAGAGCUAUUUGGGUACCUUAUUUUAUGUCUUGAGUUUUCCCAGUCUAGUGGUGGGGUCUUUUCCACCUCCCACUAAGCCGUGGCAACCUCAUCUUGUGGCCUUAUUAGACACUGCUUGGUAGUGAAAAGGGAAAGAGCCCAGGAUCUGACUGGCUGGUUCCCUUCCCAUCCCCACUCCAUCCUCCUUCAGUUCUAAUCAUCAGGACAGGCAGGAACAAUGUAGUUUAAAGCUUGUUCCAUCCAGUUACUAGAUUGAUUCUUUUAUGUUUUACAAGAGUUUACUGGCCAAAGCAUACAUAUUGCUUUCGGUCAUCUUUCCACUCCUGCCUCUCCCUCUUCGUCCCCCUGCCUGCAUUCCUGCCUCUGUCUCUCUUCGAUAAUUAGUUCUGAUGCAGCCCUCUGGAAGCUGUCAUGUAGGGGAUUCUUGUGCUCCCUCACCUCCCCUCGCCCCCCAUCUCUCAGUCUCACACAUCUGUCUUCUUUUCUGAGUGAGGGUCUGAUAUUCACAACUGGUCCUCACUGGAUCUACCUUCGCUCUCUUUCACUAGGCUCCGAGCCUAGCCACUAGGUCUCGCUGGUUCUGUAGCGUUUCUUUAGCUCUUUUCUUCUCUCUGCCCCCUGAAUGCAAUGCUUCUCCAUAGUCUACGCCCUAGGACCCUGAGGCAUCAUAGCCGAGGUCCUGAGUGGGUUUUCUUGAGUAUAAAUUAGGAUGGGGGGAGGCACGGGAAGGGGAGGUGGAGCACUGAUGUCAGCAGAAGAGCCCUGCUUGUUGAAGAGUCUGACCUGCCUGGGAAAUUGGUGACUGUUGCUCUCAGCCAUUCUUACUUUGAAAAGUUGUGUUGCAGGGUGGAAAUUCAUCCCUCUUGUCCCUCUUUCUUCCCCAUUCAGACUCCUCAUCUUCCUUUGGCUCUGAACUAUGCAAUUUCUACCAAGGCCAUAGGAAGCAGUCCAAAGCCAGAGGCCUGUGGAUAGAUAGGUCAGCUUUAAUAGCCCUUCAGUAUGAAGCCCUUCCAAUUGUCCCAGAGCCACUUUCUGCCAUCUGCCCAAGCCAAUAAUGUCCUUUUCUCUCUCUCUCCUACCUCCAUCUUAUACAUGCAUACAGAGUAACUGCCAGCUUCCUUUCUUAUUUUAUCUUCCAGAAUUGGCUAUCAUAGAGGAAUGAGGAAAUGUUCUAAGCUACAAGAUUCCCAUCUCCUCAGACUGAUAAAUUGGUGAGCCGGUCAGAGGACAUGUUCUACUGCAUUUGUUUUUAAUUUCCCCUCCUGCUUUUCAGAGCUGGUGUUGAAGAAGCCACACCUGGUGAAGAGAAAGGAGAGAAAACAUGGUUUUCUCAUCCUCCCCCACCCAGGACCCAACAGGAACAGCCCCUGAGGUGACUCAGACUAGCAAAUGGCACGGCAGAUGGUCAGGAUGCAGGUUACCACCUCCAGGGACUCCACUUGCCUUUAAAACUUCACAGCCAUAACUUGUGCUCAGGACUUUUCCUUUAGAUGGCUGCUCCCUGGGAUUUUCUCCUGCCUUAGUUGUGUUUCAUUUUUUGUUAUCUUUAUUUCCCACUUGUAGCCUUGCCCUAAAUCUUGACUGCGUUUAUGGCUCCUAAGGAGCCUUCAUAAGACCCUUGACUGUUUUUCUUGCCCCUUCAGUCAUGUGUUUUUCAAGUUAAGAAUCAGUUGGUCACUGCACACAUGCCCUGCCUCACUGCUUGGCCCUGGAGGAAGUUUGAGUCCUGCCAGUCUGUCCCUGUGUAGGAUGGCUAAUUUAUGUAGAGGGUCUUAUUUAGUUUCUUAAUCCCCAUGUCUGAUUCUCUUGCGUCCUUAUUUCAUUUUCAUCAGUGGGAAGUUAGUAUUGGGGACCUAACUGAGAGGCAUUGGCAGAACCUUAGUAGUAAAGCAGCAGUGAAAUGAGGAAGGGACACGACAGGACCUCCCCCACCCCAGACAGCUCUUUAGCGGGUCCUCAGUCUCACUAAGAAGGCAGAGCACUUGCUUGCCCUGAAGUCUCUCCUGUAGUCAAGGGGAAUGACAUUUCCCUUGUUAUUGCAGCCAGCUGUGUGGCCACUCUCCCCUGCUCCUUGCCCUCCAGACUCCUUUGGACCAGGACAAACAUCAUGGAGGGUGUCACUUAGCUCUUUUUAAGGAACAUGGCCUUCCUAGGGGCCUAAGGGAAGACACUGUCUAAAAGGGACUGGGAAUGUGGAUGCCUUAGGACUCUUCUAAGUGAACACAGGACUCAGGCCUCCCACUUCACUCCAAGGACACAGCAGCUAGAGACCCAAGGCCAUAGAGAAAGGGGCCAGAACCAGGUCUUCUGGUCCACAGACUUAAUGCCCCAUUGUCUUAAAAGAAAGCUUGCUUAGAGUUGAAAAGUCUGAGAAAGCCUCCCACGCUAUUAGGAAGGACUAGAAAGAGUACAACCUCCUUUACUUCAUCUUUCCCUGUCGGUCGCACACCCAGAUCUGGCUUCCUUCGGCCUCUGCUCCUC
Physeter macrocephalus (sperm whale) is the source of this 4789-nucleotide messenger RNA. Its product is annotated as cyclic AMP-dependent transcription factor ATF-7. The transcript is spliced from 12 exons. The record is from RefSeq and is a predicted model, not a curated record. Gene Ontology annotation, biological process: regulation of transcription by RNA polymerase II. Gene Ontology annotation, molecular function: cAMP response element binding; DNA-binding transcription factor activity, RNA polymerase II-specific. Bases 154 to 1605 code for a protein of 483 amino acids. NCBI's taxonomy places the organism in Eukaryota, Metazoa, Chordata, Mammalia, Artiodactyla, Physeteridae.